This is a messenger RNA of Entelurus aequoreus (snake pipefish), 4968 nucleotides long. RefSeq names its product tescalcin b (gene tescb). The record is from RefSeq and is a predicted model, not a curated record. NCBI's taxonomy places the organism in Eukaryota, Metazoa, Chordata, Actinopteri, Syngnathiformes, Syngnathidae. The coding region runs from base 224 to 874 and encodes 216 amino acids. The transcript is spliced from 8 exons. Gene Ontology annotation, molecular function: calcium ion binding.
CGUGACGUCACCGGCCUUGAUUGCGGAAGUAAUGUGUUGGCUCUCCGCGGGGAUGAAGGCUGCAUGUUGCGGUGUGUGUGUGUCAACUGCUCCGAUGCGUUUCACGACAUCUGAGCUUCGCUUCUUUUCGCCUCCUUUGCUCAGUAGUUGACUCGUCCUUCUACCCACCGACCUGUCCCCGCCAGCGGACCGGCCCACCAAGGACUUUUUCCUCCCUUGAAAGAUGGGUGUGUGGCAGUCUGUACCUGGUCCGCCAGAAUACAGACAACUGGCGGAAAAGACGGGCUUCAGCUAUGAGCAGAUAGGAGUUCUGCAUAAAAGAUUCAAGCAGUUGAGCCACGACGAAGACACCCUGAGGAGGGAGCACUUCAUGGCCAUCCCAGACCUGGGGUGGAAUCCCAUCCGUCCGCAGAUCAUAGACGCGUUCUUCGACAGGAGAAACUUUGUGCCAGCUGGAGAGGGCACGGUGGACGAGAUCCGCCUGGAGGAGUUUGUGGUCAUCAUGUCCCAUUUCAAGCCGCCUUCGCUGAGCAUGACGGACGAGGAGCGGGACAGCAUCAGGAAGGAGAAACUGAGAUUUUUAUUCAACAUGCACGACAACGACAACGACGGGAUAAUAACGCUGGAGGAAUACAGACAUGUGGUAGAGGAGCUUCUGUCUCGCAGCGGGUCCCUCGGCAAGGAAGCGGCCGAAAGCAUCGCGGAGGCCGCCAUGUUGGAAGUGGCCGCUAUAUCGAUGGGUCACAUGGAACCUGAGGAGUUCUACGAGGGCAUCACAUUUGAGCACUUCCUCAAGCUGCUGAAAGACUUUGAGAUUGAGGCGAAGAUGAACGUCCGCUUUUUGAACAUGGACGCGACAAAUCUAUGCAAGUGACGUUUGUACAAAUCCAAUAAUCAGUCAUGGCUGUAUAUACAGUACAGUGUGCGUGCAUUGAGCAGCACCGCUUUUGACAAACUAUGCAAAUCCCGACACAAUGCACACAUUCUUCUUAUGCAACAGCAUUUGUAUAUAGUCCAAAUGCAAGCCAAUAUGCAAGAUGUGGAGGCAAUAAUCCAGAGAUGCAGGUUUGACGGUGUAUGCACAUACUUUCAGAGGGUUAUUGACAUGUUUGUCUGCAAGUAGCCACAACAUUAGGCACACCUGCACAAACCCACGACAUGCAACUCAAGAUCAGCAUCAGAAUUCACCACGUUUCGAAUAUUUAGCCCCCUCUACUGUAUUUUAUUACGCCUAAUAUUGUGGCCCUUGAGCGUGCAACCACGUGACGGGCUUCUUGCAACUGCUUUGAUGCUCACUGCUUGGGUUUUUUUUUUAGCAAUAAAAGACAGUUAAGCAAAAGUGGAGGUGGAGAUGCAUCAUUUUGACGACAAGGAAAUGGAGUCAACAUAAGGCGUUUCUGAUCCAACCUGUUUUGUUUGUUCCACGCCACAAUCUUAUCAGAUGCAAUACUUGGAUGAAGAUACACAUUUUUAAAUGCCUUUGUGUUGGUUUUCUUACAUACCGUAUCUUUCGGAUUAUAAGUCGCUCCGGAGUAUACGUCGCACCGGCCGAAAAUGCAUAAUAAAGAAGGAAAAAAACAUACACUAGCGUUCAAAAGUUUGGGGUCACAUUGAAAUGUCCUUAUUUUUGAAGGAAAAGCACUGUACUUUACAAUGGAGAUAACUUUAAACUAGUCUUAACUUGAAAGAAAUACACUCUAUACAUUGCUAAUGUGGUAAAUGACUAUUCUAGCUGCAAAUGUCUGGUUUUUGGUGCAAUAUCUACAUAGGUGUAUAGAGGCCCAUUUCCAGCAACUAUCACUCCAGUGUUCUAAUGGUACAAUGUGUUUGUACCUCAGAAGGCUAAUUGAUGAUUAGAAAACCCUUGUGCAAUCAUGUUCACACAUCUGAAAACAGUUUAGCUCGUUACAGAAGCUACAAAACUGACCUUCCUUUGAGCAAAUUGAGUUUCUGGAGCAUCACAUUUGUGGGGUCAAUUAAACGCUCAAAAUGGCCAGAAAAAGAUAACUUUCAUCUGAAACUCGACAGUCUAUUCUUGUUCUUAGAAAUGAAGGCUAUUCCACAAAAUUGUUUGGGUGACCCCAAACUAGUGUAUAUAAGUCGCAUUUUUGGGGGAAAUGUAUUUGAUAAAAGCCAACACCAAGAAUAGACAUUUGAAAGGCAAUUUAAAAUAAAUAAAGAAUAGUGAACAACAGGCUGAAUAAGUGUACGUUAAAUGAGGCAUAAAUAACCAACUGAGAACGUGCCUGGUAUGUUAACGUAACAUAUUAUGGUAAGAGUCAUUCAAAUAACUAUAACAUAUAGAACAUGCUAUACGUUUACCAAACAAUCUGUCACUCCUAAUCGCUAAAUCCCAUGAAAUCUUAUACGUCUAGUCUCUUACGUGAAUGAGCUAAAUAAUAUUAGUUGAUAUUUCACGGUAAUGUGUUAAUAAUUUCACACAUAAGUCGCUCCUGAGUAUAAGUCGCACCCCCGGCCAAACUAUGAAAAAAACUGCGACUUAUAGUCCGAAAAAUACGGUAUUUGAUAUUUUACGGUAAUGUGUUAAUAAUUUCACACAUAAGUCGCUCCUGAGUAUAAGUCGCACCCCCAUCCAAACUAUGAAAAAAACUGCGACUUAUAGUCCGAAAAAUACUGUAUUUGAUAUUUUACGGUAAUUUGUUAAUAAUUUCACACAUAAGUCGCUCCUGAGUAUAAGUCGCACCCCCAUCCAAACUAUGAAAAAAACUGCGACUUAUAGUCCGAAAAAUACUGUAUUUGAUAUUUUACGGUAAUUUGUUAAUAAUUUCACACAUAAGUCGCUCCUGAGUAUAAGUCGCACCCCCGGCCAAACUAUGAAAAAAAAGUGCGACUUAUAGUCCGAAAAAUACGGUAUUUGAUAUUUUACGGUAAUUUGUUAAUAAUUUCACACAUAAGUCGCUCCUGAGUAUAAGUCGCACCCCCGGCCAAACUAUGAAAAAAACUGUGACUUAUAGUCCGAAAAAUACGGUAUUUGAUAUUUCACGGUAAUUUGUUAAUCAUUUCACACAUAAGUCGCUCCUAAAUAUAAGUCGCACCCCCGGCCAAACUAUGAAAAAAAACUGCGACUUAUAGUCCGAAAAAUACGGUAAUGUGAUGAUUAUUGGUGAAGUUUAUUUCUAUUGCACUGUAUUUAUUGUUAGUUGGGUGUGUCUGUGCUUGAUCAGGGAUGUCAAACUCAUUUUCACUGAGGGCCACAUGGCAGUUACGGCCACUUGUAACAAAUGAAUAUAAAUGUAUAAGGGUUCGCCUCGUGAUAUUAUUAUUAUACAAUUGCACAUGCAUUUGACCAUUAUAUCAUUUUUUUACCUUCUCUGUAGACGGGCAGCUCAGUCGCCAUCAUUUUACCGUAGAAUUUACAGUAGGGUUUUUUUUUACAGCAAAUGUCUAUAAAUGUAAAAAUGGUACCACUGUGUUUUAACGUUAAAAUUCUGGCGACUGAGAGGCCAUUUUUUCAUAUAUACACAGUUGUUGUUUUAUGGUGAAUUACUGUACAUGGAAAAACUGUUUUUUACGGCAAAAUUCUGGUGGCAGAGCAGACAGUUUUUAUUUUUUACCUAUUUUAAUUUUUUUGUGUACAAUUAAAUGGAUUACUCACUUUAAAAUUAUAAGUCAAUCAGAUUUUUUUGGGAUUUUUUUUUAAAGUGUAAUGUAUGAUAAUUUAUUAUUUCUUGCAUUAUUAAUACAUUUUAUUAUUACAGAUUAUAACUACUUUCAAACCUAAGUUUAUCCAAAUUUAACUAUACAGUAUUAACACUAUUAUUACAGAUUCAUUAAGUACUAUCCCUUUCUCAAUUUAUACACAUUUAAUUAAAUUAUUCAAUAAAAUGUAAUAUUUCUUACAUUAUUAGAUAAUAUUAAAGUUUAAUAUAUAGGCAAUUGCAUGCAGUACAAGUAUUUUUUUCAGUCAAAACAGAAAGAAGGUAAACAUUUAGUAAAAAUAAAGAAUGUACUCUACUUUCGCGGGCUACAUCAAAUGAUGUGGGGGGGGGGGCCAGAUCUGGCCCCCGGGCCUUGAGUUUGACACCUGUGUGCUUGAUGCAUCUUACACACAUGUAGUGUAUUUUUAUUGAACUGCAGGUGAAACUCAAAAAAUUCUAACUCAGUGCAAAGGUUUGUUUAUUCCAGCAAUUAGAUUGAGACUAAUUAGGACAUGAAGAUAUUUCAAUCAUUCAUUUCUUUAAUGAUUAUGGCUUACAGCAGACCCGGGCAAAUUAAGGCCCGGAUGCCACCUGGGGCCCGUUAAGCUUUUCAAUCUGGCCCUGCCGGACAUUCCCAAAUUAUUUAUUUAUAUCUUUAAGAUGGAAAGUGUAGCUGAUUACGAUGUGCAGUGAUGUUUUCUAAUGACUAAGUCUUGAACUAUACAAAGUAUUUCAAUGGUUGGAGUCUGCGCUUUUGCAUGAUAUACUAGUUACUAUGGUAAUCUAAUUAGUUACUAUGGUAAUCUAAUUAGUUACUAUGGUAAUCUAAGUCACAGCAGCUGAGACGAGGCACCAAGCAGUGUGGGUGGGGAGCAUUUCCACAGAGUGUCAGCCUGAAAUGCGGGUGUCAGGGACAGACGCGGAAGGAGAUUCCUUAGCUUAGUGAUAAAUCAGAUAUAUCAGAUUGUAGGUGGGGGGUUUUUUACCCUUCAUGUUCAUAUUUCACUGUUUGUUGCAUUUUUGACGCGCUUCACUUAAUUGUAAAAUAUGUGGAUGGAGAGGGGGUGUGAUGUUCAUAUGUUGUCAAUAUUCAGUGUUUUAUCCUUCAUAGUUAAUAUUGUAAGUCCCACAUUCUUUGUUUUCAUGUACAUUCUGGGUGUCUCAUUCAGUAAAGAAAAUUCCAAUUCCAUUCUGUUUUUUUAAGGCGGUCUGUCAUAACGUUUUUAGCAUUCAAUCUGACUAUUGUGAGGUUUUGUAUUAGUGUUCCUAAAAAUAGGACCUAAGCACACAUACUGUACAGCAGAUUUUC